AGUGUUGGAGGUGCGCGUGCACCAGUGGUUGCAGAAUAAGCCAGGUGGUGGCGCCGCGGUCGCUUUCCCGGCAGGCCACGGGGCGGGUCGAUAGAUCGCGCGGGCUCCUCCGCACGGGAGAAGUGCGCGUCCGCGCGGAUGCGAGCAGCGCAGCAUCGGGAGACGACGACGACAGCCAGCAUGGCGGCCGCCGUCGCUGCAUCUUCCCUCAGGCACCGACGGUGAAGGGUGCAGGAGGCGGAGGGGCCACAGCGCCACGCUGGGCGCAGCAAGACACAAGUAGGGACCCAAGCACCGAGGCGACCGGCUCACAGUCACCAUGAUAUCGGCGAUGCCAGCGGUUGCCGUGCGCCGCGAGCGGCGGCGCAGCAAGAGCGGCCGGGGUCUGGGCUCGCGCCAGGGCAGCGUCGCCUCGCUGCCGCACCGGCCCGACAGCCUGUCGACGCUCAACUCGCAGCCCAACGGGGGGGCGGCGGCGCGGCGGUGGCGGGAGCGCGGUGGCACCAUCCAGGAGCAGCGAGCCCGCGUGCUCAUAUACUUGGCCACCUUGCUCCUGGUGGCCGGACUGAUCCUGCUCUUUAUCGGCGUGGGGGGCAGCAUGACACACACGCGGACCGUGGGACUGCUCUUCAUCGCCGUCGGCGCGCUCCUGUGUCUCGUCAAGCUGUUCAUCACUCCCGAGCACCACCAAACCAUCGUGCGCAGAGCACGGCUGGUGUCUUCGCGUGAAUCCCUGUACGUGGCGCCGGCCGUCAAGAGCGUGCCCGAGGAGACCCUAGAGCAGGUGCGCCGAGAGACACAGGAGCAGGCGGCCGGAGCCACUGCGGCGGCGACGACGACGACCAGCCCCCGGAUGGACGCACGGCACCCGCCCCUGCAGCCGCACAACAGCAACAGCGGAAGCAGUCCCGCACACAGCCUGCACGCGGCCGAGACGCAAGGACUCAUAUCCGAACGGGGUGUGCCGCUGGCUGACGGCCGCUUUUGAGCGCCGCCCGCGCAUGGUUACGCUGGCUCGCGCGCUGCGGGCAGCGUGGACGUACUGCCUGAACCCCACCGAUACGCACGCGCGCGCGCGCCGACCACCUCUCGCCCAACUUUCGACACCGGAAAAUUUCAAGCCGACACCUUUUGAUGAACCGUGACACACGAGAAUUAUUGUCCCAGGAAGGAACUUCACGUGUGGGGGCGUUCGACAGUGUGGCGAUGUACGGCAAGCAUCGAUAAGGCAAUGUUUUGGUGUUGGCCAGAUGUCGUGCCGUCGAGUCCUGGAGCAGUGCGACUGGCGCAUGAUCAGUCUCUCGACCCUGUUCGGUGCGCAUGCCCUCUUUGUGAGCUUGAAGAUAAAAUCUAGGAUCAAAGUGCGUGGGAGAAAUGCUUACUACGAGUUACAUAUGGUACUAAUAGCAAGUUUUCUCCAGCUUUGAACCGCGUAUCAACAUUACCUGGUGAACCUGGAAGGUUGCACAUGUUGUCCUUGGGGUGGUAUUCGGUAAGUGUCCGCCUAGUGGACAUGUACAUUUCCUCUGCUGCUGAAGUUCUGAUUGGCUGGACUGGGGUACGCGUCAGAAGGACACAGGCACCCCUAGCCAAUCAGCCCUUCAGCAGCAGAGGAAAUGGACAUGCCCACUAGGUGAGCACUUACAGAAUAUGCCCGCUGGAUCGGCCAGUUGGCUUCAUCCAGGGCCGAAUGUCGCAGGAGAGACGUCGACUGCGGGUGAGAUGAGAGAGGAAAUGAUGAAGCAUGCGGGCUGCUUUAUGUAACGCGGGAAGUAGAGAAUGCGACGAAAGUAUGUGCGAGUGCUCGCAUAUCAAUGUGUUUCCGUGGAGCUUCUCUCAUACAGUGGCUGGUUGUAAGUUUCCAGUGCUUCGGCUCUGGAAGGGGUCAGGCAGCGUGUUCACUGAGACACGGCAGCGUUGUUAUUGUGCGUUUUGUAUAUAUGUAAAGAGCUUUGCGAAGCACCUGUGCGAACAGAGUAAACAUGGCGGCUGCAUUGAGUCAGAACUGAUUACGGAACUAGAGCGGCUUGAACACUUAUUGAGUAACAGGAGGAAAUGGCUGUAAUAUAGCGUGUGAUUUGUGCAGGGAGGAAGUGCUUUUGGCAAUUGAAGAGCUAUCCAAAUCGGCGUGCACGACGAGCUGAUUACAUAAAGCAGUUGGCGCGGGAGGUUCGACAGUCGAAGACCUGUGAAUGAUCCACCGUCUUGAUGCGUAUUGUGAUCAAUCAGUGCAUACGAUUCGGCCAGUCGGGAUGGGUUAUCACAUGCGAGGCACUCUAAAUCUAGGUGGUUUAAGCUGCAUUUAGCGCACCAUGAAUUGCUAUGACCGAAGGCUAUCAGUGGGAGCUAAAUUACGCCAACACAGAGUGUACUAUUGCCGUUUUAUAGUCCCCAGAAAAAAAAUAUUCUGGGAUGUCACUGUUUUGCUGAAUGCACCAACGUCUUCUGAUGUCCUUAUGAAUCUAUACACUGGUAGAGCGUAAUAAUCAAGGUUGCACUUUGAAGUGAACGAGGCCACUGCACAUGCUUCAUCAAAGUAACGUGGUAAGUGGUCCUGCUUGGUGAACAUCACGAGUGAGCGAGGCGCUGAGAAAGCACUUGAAACUUCUUCGGAAGGAAUGCCGUUCAUUUUUUCUGGUCAGAUUUCUUAAUGGGGGUAAAUGUACAGUGCUCAUACUGGCUUGUUGUGCCAGGGAUAUCGCCGACGUUAAGUGAAUGACGCAUGGAGAAAGCACCAGGUGGCAGUUUUCGGCUUCUAAUAUUUAAAGGCCUUUUCGCUAUUAUUAGAAACAUUUCAGCAACCUUCUAUGUGCAUCGGGGAGGUGAGCCCGUUUGGGAUGUAUGUUGGAACGACAGUAGUGUGCUGAAUUGGGCUGCUUGGUUCAUGACAAAGGGAGUAAAAACAGCGCGAACGACAAGCAGAAAGCAGAGACAACGUACAUAGCGCUGUGUUUGAUAUGUGCAACACCCAGACAUUCGCGUAGAAUCGCACUUGUCCCCAAGCCUGAGAGUGAAGGAUACAACGUAUCUUGCUUGCAUGUGCCACGGACGGGGAUAGCCCUCCAAAGAGGCGUAAGACGGUAGGAGACAGGCAAGAAUUCUCGAGGGAAUUCGCGUAGAGACGUGUUUUGCAGGAAGCAUCUCAGUAGUGUGUACGUCGUCUUUGAUUUAGUUCUGUCCUUCGCGCUGUUUUUACCCCCUUUGUCGGAACGAAUAUUGAAAGCAUAGAAUUUUGACGGUUUGUCAGAGGAAGGCGUUCCAUCUUCGGUGACAGUAGCACUACAGAGCACCAUGCCACUACAGAGCACCGCAAGCGGUGUUUAUCUUAUUUGGGUAGCUUUCGCUCGGCUAGCUCAGUACGUGCUGCAAAUCAAAAAGUGAGAAACCAUGAGAUCACUAGUACUGCAUGGUAAGAGUUGGCAACAAUUUGCCCCAUUCACCAAAGUUCGCUUGCACGACAGCGUUUGCUUAUACGCCAAUACUCUGACUCUUAUCGCGAAUGAUAACAUCAAGCGGGAUGGUAGGAUAUACACAUAAACAUGCAAGUUAGCGCUGAAGAAGUUAGGAUAACCACAAGGCUUACAUGCUGAGCGAGAUGUUGUGCGUGAAGAAAUUGAAGAAAAUAAUAAUAUUGUAUUGUAGAAAUAUGAAAGUAAGUAGAGUAAAAAAGUGGAAUGCAAAAGACUAUUCAAGCAAAGUGACAUGCGAGCACACGAAAAUUUACAGGUCAAGGAUAAAGCCUAUGUCGCGUUAAAAAGCCGGAGCCACUUCUGUCGCGCACAAAUCUGACACAGCGCGCUGAAUCUAUAUCAUCAUCUUGCCGUGGAAUGCGUGCAUACAGACGCAAGCUCAACAAAUCCUUGAGUUCAUUUUGUGAAGCUGUGAAUGAAGCUACUGCCCCAGUGAUGGUCAAUAUUUGACUGCACUGAGGUAAGAAAAUGUUUGUGUACACUGGUGCGGGCAGUCUUGCUACUGUUUUUGAGUUCUGUUCUUAGGAAAUCAGCUGAGUAGGACUUAUGACAAACUAAAAGUCGUUGCUACUUGCUGUCCUGCAUGCAACACGACUGCGCUAGGUGCGCAAAAAAAGGUUAUUCGGGUCUGUGCAGGCACACAAUUGAAGCAUAAAUAAAAUGUGGCGAAGGUGAUGGUAACCAAAUUCUUGUCUGUGCCGAAUGAAGGUCGUUUUCAUUCUACGACGCUUCACUUCUAACGCCCAUAUAAAGCAGAUUUGACGGCUUGUGGUUUUGGUCGGGCGAAAGCGCAGCGUUAGCUUUGAUGAUGCUUUCACAGAAACUUCGAUGUAUAAUCACUGUGGUAUAACUUACGUGCUCGCAUUUUCUCCAAAUAUGAAAUGGUGCUGUUCAUUGUUUCACUGAAAUGACCAAGUCUCUAGGCGAAGGCACUUUUGCCAAGUUUUUUAAUAUUAUUCUGACAUUAGAAAGGCUUUAUUUGUAAAAUACUUUCCGAGAACAAAAAUUCAUACUUUGGUUAGUGCUCGAGAUGUUAGCUAGAAUGUACAGAUACCUGCUACGAGUCCUUUUGCGGAUAACUUACAGCGUCCAAGGAAAUUCUUUGCAACAAUUCUUUUGUGAACACAAUUGAGUCAUUUUAGGAGGUCCGUCAGGAGCAGCAUUGCUGCGAUCUGUUCCCUACGGGCCAGCAGACUAUCCUGCUAAUUAAGCAGCCUAUUUCUGCAAAAAUUACCCAUAAGCAGUACAAGUCUUCUCAGGCAAGGCUUUUCAAAGAUGUUUGAGUGAUCAGUCGACGCUCAAAUGAUAGUUGCCACGGAAGGUUAACCGAACGCUCGCCUUAUUUUGUUUAGCUAUCCUGAUGGAAGCUGGUAAUUUAGGCGCUUAGCGAAUAAAUAACUUUUGCUACGACUGCUAAGUAAACCGCAGCAGCUUUUCUGCGAAGUAUCAGUCGUAGAAAGGGCUUGAACGUCUUUGUAAUCUCUAUGUACACAGGGUUAAUGUGCUUUCUCAAUUCCCCCUGUUAACAUGUAAAACUCGUGCUUUUCAGACAAAGUGUACGUUUGUACGUUUCCUGUUGCUUGUCAUUGCGUGCCACUGCGCGUGCUGCUUAAUUUAGUAAAACGACGCAGGAAUGUUAAUGUCCACUAAACGAGCUUCCAAUGUGACUGCGCAUGUGGAACGCUUUUACAGAAGCAUCUAAUGCUCAACACUAGUUAGGCACCUGCAGCUAGCUUCCAGUAAAGUGCUACUCUUCCCCUAAGACAAAAGCAUUGUCCGCGUUACCUUGGCAACGAUGACAGCGGUAUUAUCUUCAAGUCUUGUGCACCACACGCAAACGGGUGAAUGUCCAAAACAUUCCAGGGAGUAUCUUGAUAUCUUGGGGCGUGCGAUGCGCAUAGGAGCUAUACUAAGCAAAGUAGGCAUAACUUCUACAGAUUUAGGCACUCAAGCUUCGAACCGCAUGAAACACGAGCGAAAGAUCAUCACCAAGUGUAGCCCCGGUGACACACCGACCACACACGCGAAGUUACUCGAGGUGAAAGUGGUGGCAUAACAGGGCGUAGGAACACACGGAACAAUGUAGCACCUACGUGUCAUUCCAUUACACAAUGAUGGGUUCGGGGCUUCUUGGCGCUGCGUGAUUCAUUCUUAGGUGCAAGGAAAAAGGUGCAAUGAUACAGACUGACAAAUACAAGCGGGAACAUAGUGCAGUUGUUUCUUUCGGGUACAUGAAAUUUGGGGUGCGCUGCUGCGGUGCCGGUACUGCCUUUCACGUUCUUAACUUUCUUUCCGCGGGAAGUGAACUUUAGUUCUAAUACAGCGCAUAUGUGUGUCUGUGCUUUUAUACUUCUUUCGUUCGCAGUAGGUAUCAUGCACACCAUUGUGUUGUAGCAAAAAUCGAGGCAACAAAGCACAAUGAUGCUGUGGUUCAAAGCGACCCAUUUCUCAUAAGUCAAAGCAGCGGUAUCGUUAUUUUACUGUUUGAUGUUGGGAACAAAAUUAUGAAGCUAAGCAAUGCAUUAAAUUGAAAUACAGGAAGAACUAAAGGGCCACUGGACGAGCUUCUCGAACAUAAUGAGGCCGUCAUGAAGUUUGACUUCCCUCUCCCUAAAUCCUUCUCCGGUCCUGAUGGCACAGCAUAUACACUAUUCUGUGCUAUUGAAGCAAACAUACGUGUCUAUAGUGCUGCUAUAUUGAAGAUUUUGAAACAACGUGUGUGAUAUUUUUUUUUUCAGUGUGGGGCUACGGAAGAUAUUGAAUUUAUUGUUUAACCACAAAUUUAUUGUUAUAACAUGAUGAUGAUAAGCGCACUGCAACCAAAACAAUAUCUAGGAGUGAAGGCCUUGUCGGUUCGUUAUACAGGGUCAUCAUCUUUAGGAUUUAUGGAAUUUUUAAAAAUAACCUCUUGCAGAUAAUUCCGUACCUUGAGCUGGAAUGUUCAGAGAGAGAUGGUUGCACACAAAAUUGAGACACAUAUCAAGUAAUUAGAAAAGAAAUUGACCAAUUAUCUUCGUAAUUAAUUGUGUUAGGGCACAUACUGCAAUUUACUAGCUGUAGCCGGUGAGUUUGCAAGGCGAAUCCACUUGAAAUUAAUCUCCAGGAUGACACUAGUUUCUAGAUAUUAUUUCCCAAAGUGUGGGACCAAAUACAUGGGUGUUCCAGUUACUUUUAUGCUUCAAUGCAUAAAUGAGCGUUUUGUUAAAACGUAAGUGGACCAACUGUGUAUUUUUACGUUGAGUUUGAUGGUGCACAUCUCCAAACUGGUGUCAUUCUGAAAAUUCGUUCCAAGUGCAUACGCCUUACAAUCUCACUCGCUACAAUUUGUAAAUUGCAAUAUGUGCCAUAAAGUAAUUAAUUACGAUGGCAAUUAUUGCACUUUGUGAAUAAGUUGAAUGUGUAUUUAAAUUUUUCGUGCCAGGGAGGUCCGCCUCUCAUUACAAUCCAGCUCAAGGAAUGGAAUUAUGUUAUUUGCAAAAAGUGAUUUAAAAAAAAAUUUCGUCAAGCUUACAAUUGAUCGCCUCCCCUUCGCCCCCCCCCCCCCGCCCCCAUAAGCCGCGAAUGCUACUGAAGAAAAAAAAUCAAAGCGACAGCGAAUUCGACAAGGUGACGGCAGAUAGAUUUCUCGUACGCGCUACGUAUGCCGAAACAAACACAUUCACGAACACACACAGGUUGAAUAGCUAAGGCUUUCACUUCCCACUUCUUGAAAAAAAAAUAUUCGGUGCAGCCUAUACACACUGACUGAUAACGCGAUAUUAUUCAGCCACUUUUUAAAAUAUCGCUUUGAGCACGCGUACAUUGUAGGCAUGGAUUCGUCGGGUGCUGUGUGUUAGGCGUGGAGUUCAGAUAUUACGAGGUCAGGCCUGCUCGCCAAGUGAGACAGAAAGGCUUGUUGACCCUAACAUGUUCCGCAUAGUGUAUUCGCCAUGUAUUACUUUGGAUGUGCGAAUGUACAGCAGAUGACAAAUCUUAAAGGCGGUGGUGUUUGUGACAAGAACGGGCAAACAGUUCUCGCUACGGCUGAUCGAACUACAAUAGGUUAAGGUAUCAUUGUUGAUUUGGAAAUUGACUCAGAGCUCGGUCCCUGAAGUAUACUCAAACGCUAAUGUCUGCUAACCAGCCGUGCAACUACCAACUUCGCUUGUACGUGGAAUACGUUGCCUAUAAUAAGCUACAGAAAAUGCCCUCUAAUUAGACACUUUGCUUUAAGAUUUGCCGAGCACAUAUUAUAUUUGGCUCCUGGCAUGCUAGGUCACGAACACAUAUUCGUUGUCGUGUGUUUUUGUUGAAUCGUCUUAAUUUUAUGAGUUAGUUUGGCAGAAUAAAUCUACACUACACAGGACAAAUAGUGCAAUGCAUGUCACACUCACAGAAAGAGCCUAGGAAGCAUGAAACUCCAGCAAUGUCCGAUAUCCGGCUGGUGUUUUUGCAAAAGUAGCAGAUGCGUUGAUUUAGGUGCACCUCUUUUACGAAAAACAAUACUAGAUUUAAACUCGGGGAGAUAUUUCUCUCUGAGUUUUAAUUUUAAUGCAACAGCAACAUGUUCUGUUCUUUGAGUCUGCCAGUCCAAAUAACUGCAGCGAAUGUGCUUUGUACAGCACGUUCAGGUGUAGCUGGACGCGAGAAACACAUUUACUCCUAUAAUAACGCUCAUCUAAGUGAUUACAAAACAUUGCACCUCGUUGCAGUGAGAUUUUGAAAUGUUACCGUCAAACCUCAACGCCUGUGAGUAACAGAAUAUCCAUGACUCGCCAAGUUUUGCCCGCUCUUGAGCGAGAAAGUUUGAGAAGGAAUGUACUGUUCGUGCCUGCGCUGCGCAUUUAUUGUUGCUGCGGCUGUGUUUUGUUUUGGUGCCAUUUAAGUGUCUAUGUGACGCGCUCUUGUACACAACUGCAACUUUAUCGCCGUCUUGCAAGCCGUGGCCAGUCGGUCAGCUUUCAGCUCGUUCGUGUACCUUUCACCGUUGUGCUGUGCAAAGCUGUUGUUGAUGUUGAGUUCCACACUUCUGUCAAGUUUAUGUGUGUCCUUGUCUGUACGCGCUUGUAGACGCUUGCUUUGUAGCUAGUUACAGACAUUUACCCCAGGGUGUGCUUGCACGAGGUUCGGUUCUUGCGGCUUCCACUGCUGAUGCCCAUGUACGUUGUUCAAGAGCUUUGCUGGGCUGUUCUGGAAGUCAUUAACUUCUUUUUUUAUUUUCGAACUAUUUCAGUGAAGUUCGCAUUCCGUAUGGGAGGUUCAGGCGACGGUACCGUGACGCCGCCAUGUUGAAAGUACUGUUUAUAUUCGGGCAUAUGACCAAGACUUGGUUAGCUAGCUGGUAAGGAUAGUAAACCAGUAUAUAAGGGUUGCGGAAAGAAACAGGUGGAAAGCUGUUCGAUGGAAGUUAAGCGACAGUGACGCAGAUCAAGAAUUCAGGGUGGAGUAAGGUGCGUACUUUAAUUUUUUUUACUGUGUGUAGUUUUUAAAACUUAUCAACUCUUCCAUUAUAUUCUGAAUCCGUAGACAUGCUGCCGGGUUAUAAAACAAUAAAGUUACAAGGCAACGAGGACAUUAAGGUCACCGAUAACGUUGCUGGUGUAGCCUGCUGUGUAGUAUAGUAAUACAACCUGCCUGCGUAGUUCUACAGGCAAAUGAGAAGUCUGCUACUAGAACACUUUAUUGCGCUGUAUAUUUGCAGCCAUGACUUUUUUGACUAGCUGUCACCAGCACACUGCGUAUACUGCGUGAGGACAAAUUUGCUGCAAACAGGAUUUGGGGUAGUAGAAAUUGUGCAAAAUGAAACGAAGAACUUUCGUUUUCUUUUAUUGCUUUUGAACAUGCAGGAUGUACAGAAUAUGAGCAGAUACUUAAAGGGGCAGAAUUUAGUAGCAUGAGACCACUCUCGGGAGCAAUAUAAACAUGAAUAUAUGACAAAACUGAUCAUGUGAAAAAAGACGAUAAUAAAAUAAUGUUGGUGAAGGGUAGGAACACAAUUCAACCUAGACUUUAAAUCGAAAGACACUUAUUAAAGACAAGUGUCGCACUUUGAAGAUAUUUUUAUCGCUGGCCUAUAAGAAAGGUCCAUGCAGCCUCCUGUAGUUUUACCGAGUGCCAGUGUUACAGAUAUAUCCCAACAGCAAAAUUGUGAGUGCGGGUAAUUGUGCUUCAUCUUAUGAGCCUGUGAGCUGAAUAUACUGACUUGAGGCAACCUUAAUAAUUCCAUAGCGUUGUGGUGUGCUCUGGCGUUACUCCACGAAACAAAUUACGCUAUUAGUUGAAAAGUAAACGACAGAACAGCAAAAUCAAACCGAGACAAGCCCUCCUUAGAGAAAAACGAAUAUCUCUAAAAGAAAGUUAUUUAGCCUGUAAAUAAACAUGCUAAAAUUUGAGUCGUCGCUACUAUUAGUCACUACAGACAAGUAACAGCUUAUGUCCAGGAAGCAUCUUUACUGUAAAAACACAGAUCGCGUGCCUUUUUUUGUGUAAAUAGAAAACAGUACCCAAAUAUAGCCCCGGCAAAAAUUGCUUACCAUUCUUGGUCACAACGAAGACUGUCGCGAAAGAACCAGAACAAUUGUGCGUUCCAAUAAAUACAGGGUCGAAACAUUAAAUGAGUAUAUCUGUGUGUGAAAGUUCUGUAACAUGACGAUAAAAGAAUGUUCAUGAAAGUCAUUAUGCCAAAACCAAUUUCAAUUAGAUCUAUUAAAUGAAGCGAAAAUCACUGAUUUACAUCCAAAUUACCCCAAGGAUAUCUAGCACUCUGGCUUUGUCUUUUUCAUGGCUUGAGUGAUGUGCAAAAGUAGAGGUUUGCCGCUACGAAACUUGCCUUGCCAUAUUUUUAAGCAAUGAACAUUCCUUCGUUUACUCAGCCUGCGCAUACAACGUUUUUCUCAAAACCUUUUAUUUUCGAGUGCAGAGCCGUUAAGCCGGUGCAAGCAUGUCCCGAUUCAUGUACACAGCCGGAGGAAGUGACACGAAUUUUUAUAUAUACCAGUUUGCGUGUACAGUUUCCAGUGCCAAUGAACCAUUGUGUUCUACGAUGACUGUCCGAGUGUAUACUCAAAGAAUGUCGUGAAACAUGAUUUUGUCCUAUUGUGCCUGAACAGUGUUAAACCGCGUUUUUAAGAGUGAACAAAGAGACGACGUGUAAAUAUCAGUCAAUAAAAUCUAUCCACUGCGUA
Messenger RNA from Dermacentor andersoni, 10633 nucleotides. RefSeq lists its product as uncharacterized. The record is from RefSeq and is a predicted model, not a curated record. Lineage: Eukaryota; Metazoa; Arthropoda; Arachnida; Ixodida; Ixodidae.